AAGUGAAAAUACACAAUAAGUUCAUAAAAAUUUAACUACUAUUCACAUUUGAUUCAAUUUUUUAAAUUUAAAUUAAAUAUUAAAUACAUAAUGAGUUUACAAACAGUUUUAGUUACCGGUGCUAACCGGGGAAUCGGUCUCGAACUGGUCAGACAAUUGUUGGCCGAACAGAAUCCACCCAAACAUUUGAUUGCCACAACUAGACCGACGGCCAACAGUACUGAAUUAGACACAUUGGCUGCAAAGCACCAGAAUCUUCAUGUAAUACAUAUGGAGGGCAAAGCCUACGACAGUUUUGCCGCAUCGGGUGGUGUUUCCGAUCAAAUACGACAAAUAGUUGGCUCCAGUGGUUUGGAUACACUGAUCAACAACGCUGGUAUACUUAUACCGAAAAUGUUGGACACCAUCACCGCCAACGAUAUGAUUGAAAACUUUGAGAUCAAUACUGUUUCACCAUUAAUGCUAACAAAAGCACUUUUACCACAACUAAAAAUGGCUUCGGCUCAGCGCAAGACAGCAGUGGUAAACAUAUCGUCAUCAAUUGGUUCAAUAGAGUUGGCCAAACCUAAACCCGAUGGUCAGUGGCAUAGUGUAUACGCGUAUCGGUGCAGUAAAGCAGCGCUUAAUAUGAUUAGCCAAUGUUUGUCUAUUGAUCUCAAACGUGAUAACAUAUACGCAAUUAGUAUGAACCCGGGUCAUCUGAAAACUGAUCUGGGUGGACCCAAUGCACAAAUUGAAGUGGCCGAUGGUGUCAAUGGGAUAAUCAAAGAGAUUAAACUAAUUGAUAAUAAUAGUAAUGGUAGAUUAGUUAAUUAUGCGGGAGGUAUAUUGCCAUGGUGAUUGUUUUUAAUUUAGUUAAUAUAACCAAAAAUUGUGUGCUUUGUGUAAUAAAAAUAUACUAACCUAAUGUAAUAUUUAUACAU
Molecule: messenger RNA, 923 nt
Organism: Oppia nitens
Lineage: Eukaryota; Metazoa; Arthropoda; Arachnida; Sarcoptiformes; Oppiidae
Product: C-factor-like
Exons: 2
Coding region: 91-840 (249 amino acids)
Source: RefSeq, a predicted model, not a curated record